Carassius carassius (crucian carp) is the source of this 1966-nucleotide messenger RNA. Its product is annotated as NSFL1 cofactor p47-like. Bases 58 to 1170 code for a protein of 370 amino acids. NCBI's taxonomy places the organism in Eukaryota, Metazoa, Chordata, Actinopteri, Cypriniformes, Cyprinidae. The record is from RefSeq and is a predicted model, not a curated record. The transcript has 9 exons. Gene Ontology annotation, cellular component: cytosol; nucleus. Gene Ontology annotation, molecular function: ubiquitin binding. Gene Ontology annotation, biological process: autophagosome assembly; Golgi organization; nuclear membrane reassembly.
ACUAAGCUUUCGGUUCCCCGUUUCCGGUCGGAUCUUUCCUGAGCGUGACACAUCAAAAUGUCUGAGCAUGAAGAAGCUGUGAGGGGGUUCGUGGCUGUGACUGAUGUUGAUGAAGAGAGAGCCCGUUUCUUCCUCGAGUCAGCCGGCUGGGACCUACAGCUUGCUUUAGCUAAUUUCUUUGAGGAUGGAGGAGAUGAUGAUAUCGCCACCCUCCCUCCGCCAGAGUCCGGCUCUGUCAGUCGAUCCACGGGGCCAAGUGAGCACCGAGUGACGUCCUUCAGAGAUCUGAUGCAUGAAGACGAGACGGGUGAUGAGGAAGGCCAGAGGUUCUUUGCCGGUGGCUCAGAAACCAGUGGGCAGCAGAUUGUUGGUCCUCCCAAAAAGAAGAGCCCAAAUGAGGUGGUUGAGGACUUGUUUAAAGGUGCUAAGGAGCAUGGAGCGGUUCCUGUUGACAAAGCAGGCAAAGGACACGGAGAAUCCAGCAAAUCCGGCAAGCCGUUUGUGGGUGGUGGUUAUCGAUUGGGCGCAGCACCAGAGGAGGAGUCGACUUAUGUGGCAGGAGGGUUGAGACAGUCCAGCGGCUCACAAGAUGUGCAUGUGGUGCUGAAGCUCUGGAAGACGGGGUUUAGUCUUGAUAACGGAGAGCUGAGGAACUACAGUGAUCCCGGGAACGCUCUCUUCCUGGAGUCGGUCCGUAGAGGGGAUAUUCCUCUGGAACUGAGACAGCGCUUCCGGGGUGGACAGGUAAACCUAGACAUGGAGGACCAUCGGGAUGAAGACUUUACCAAACCCAAAUAUGCUUUCAAGGCUUUUACUGGAGAAGGACAGAAACUUGGCAGUGCCACUCCAGAGUUGGUGUCGCUCCCGAGAAUCCCGCAGGACCAGACCACCAGCGAAGCUGAUGCCAGUGCUUCCGUCAGUGUGGACAGCUCUCAACCGGUCACUAGCAUCCAGAUCAGACUGGCCGACGGAGGCCGGCUGGUGCAGAAGUUCAACCACACCCACAGGGUGUCUGAUGUGCGUCAGUUUGUGGCGAGCGCUCGCCCGGCUUUAGCUGCCACCGAGUUCGUUCUCAUGACGACUUUCCCCAACAAGGAGCUGACGGAUGAGAGCCAGACGCUGAAGGAAGCCAACCUCCUGAACGCCGUCAUUGUGCAGCGGAUAAAGUGACAGUCACCCGAUGAUCUAGCUUUAUUAAAGCACUCUGGAGUUGAAGAUACGGGGACUGGAAAGGACUUCUGAUUACUUAAUUUUGUUUUCUUUAGUGAUAUGUUAUUCCUCUGUGACAGUUUUGGGGUGGUAGGUGUUUCUGAUAAAGCAAAAAUGGAAAUGAAGGUGAAGCAGUCACACUGUGAUACAGUUAAAGGGACAGAGGGAGGAACCGAAGAGAAGAACUAACAAAUUUUACAGUUUUAGAAUAACUGCUGAACACAUUCAGAUUGAAAUAAAGAGCUUUCUGAAGAGUUUUGACAUCCUUUUACCUCUGUGUCUAUCCUGCAGCUAUACGCUGCUUUGCUUUACCUCCUCCUCAAUUUUAUUCCUCUUUCUGUGAUUCAUCUCUUACCAUUUCUCAGAACUGUCAUUAAAGUUAAAGUAGCCUUAUAUUCUAGCCCCAUACAGUGACACUGACCAAGAUCAACCUCAACUGUCAAUGAUCAAAUCUUUUUUUUUAUUUUUUUAUUUUUUUUUUUUAUAUAUAAACAAUACAAUCUUUAUUUUAUGAUGUUUUAGGCUUUUUGUUAUUUAGGGUGUCACACUAUUUUGAUUUUUUUUAAUGAUUAUAUUUAGCUUGAUUCUAAAAUAAUAAAAUUAAGAGCCAACUCCUGUUUUGGACACUGCUGCUGGUGAACAUAUCAGUGGCCUUCUUGUAUUCUAUGCAGAAACUGACUAGAAUUCUGGAGAUAUAGUGUGAUUGUGAGCUGUGCUGAACCUGAUAUUAAAACCCUUUGUCUGGCAUUGGAGAACA